Molecule: messenger RNA, 3513 nt
Organism: Rubroshorea leprosula
Lineage: Eukaryota; Viridiplantae; Streptophyta; Magnoliopsida; Malvales; Dipterocarpaceae
Source: the annotation of a GenBank genome assembly
ACCGCUAACCUGUCACUUCCCGUCGAAGGAAACCCUUCUCGGAAUCAAUGGCCGAUUCUAGGGUUUUCUCCGACUCCGUUCGCAGUUCUCAACGCUCCGGUGCGGGUACCAUUAAGAGGAUCCGACUGGAGAACUUCAUGUGCCACAGUCUUCUCCAGAUUGACCUGUGCGAGUGGGUCAAUUUCAUCACGGGACAAAACGGAAGUGGGAAAAGUGCGAUUUUGACUGCUUUAUGUGUUGUUUUUGGGUGCCGCGCCAAGGACACUCAGAGGGCGUCUAAGUUGAAGGAUUUUAUUAAAACUGGUUCCAGCUAUGCUCUUGUUCACGUGGAAAUCAAAAAUCAAGGAGAGGAUGCUUUUAAGCCUGAAACUUAUGGUGAUGCCAUAAUCUUAGAACGCAGGAUUUCUGAGACUACCAGUUUCACCAUUCUAAAGGAUCAUCAAGGGAAAAAGGUUGCAAGUCGCAAAGAGGAUCUUCGUGAGCUAGUGGAACAUUUCAAUAUUGAUGUUGAGAAUCCCUGUGUCAUUAUGAGUCAAGACAAAAGCAGAGAGUUCUUACAUUCUGGAAAUGACAAAGAUAAAUUCAAAUUUUUUUUUAAAGCUACACUUCUUCAGCAAGUUAAUGAUCUUCUAGUAAGUAUUCAUGAAGAACUGGACUCUGCAAGUGCAAUUGUUGAUGAAUUGGAGAAUUCAAUAAGACCUGUAGAGAAAAAACUCAUUGAACUGCAAGAAAAGAUCAGAAACAUGGAGCAAGUAGAAGAGAUGUCCCUGGAGGUGCAGCAGUUAAGGAAGAAGCUUGCAUGGUCAUGGGUUUAUGAUGUGGACAAGCAAAUGCAGGGGCAAAGUAUGACCAUUGAAAAGCUUAAAGAUCGAAUACCUGCUUGCCAAGCUAAAAUUGAUUCCAUAAUGAAUGAGAUUGAAAAGCUGAAAGAUCGCUUUUCAGAGAAGAAAGCUCAAGUUGCAUGCUUGCUGGAGAGAACUUCGGAAGUGAGGAGGAGAAAGGAUGAGUUAUUGCAAUAUUCUUCCAUGGCCAAAAAGCAGAAGUUUGAACUAAAAGAGGAGCAUAAGCGUUUAUUGAAAUAUAUCCAAAAAUUGGAAGAUCGUAAGAGGAUGCGUGAACAAGAAGUCCAUGAUAUUGAAGAGCAACAUGUUAGAAGUACACAGGCUGAAGAAUCUAAAAUAGAGGAAAAGCUUAAGGACCUUGGUCAUGCAAUUGAUGCUGCUGAGUUAACACUUUCAAGAUUGAUGGAAGAAGAAGCUACUUUGUCAGAAUAUGUGUCCGUGGGAAGCAGUGAAUUAGAAGCAAUUAAUCAUGAGAUUAAUGAUCGUGAAAAAAAGUUUAAUGAGAUUGUUAGUCAAAUUCGUGAGCUUCAGGGGAGUCAAAUAAACAGGGUUACAGCUUUUGGAGGAGAAAGGGUGCGCUCUCUUUUACAAGUAGUUGAGAACCGUCAGCGAAGUUUCACAAGGCCGCCAAUUGGUCCUAUUGGCGCUCAUGUAACACUUGUCAAUGGUGAUACAUGGGCUCCUGCUGUUGAACAAGCACUUGGAAAUUUGCUUAAUGCUUUUGUAGUUACAAAUCAUAAAGAUGUACUUACUCUAAGAAAAUGUGCCAAGGACAUAAGUUAUCAUAACCUUCAGAUUGUCAUAUAUGACUUUUCAAAACCGAGGUUGCAUCUUCCACAUCACAUGCUUCCCCAGACCCAGCACCCAACAACUUUUAAAGUUUUACAUUCUGAUAAUCCCACCGUUCUAAAUGUUCUGGUGGAUGUGGGUCAAGCUGAGCGGCAGGUGCUUGUUAAAGAUUAUGAUACUGGAAAGGCAGUUGCUUUUGAGCAACGAAUCCCUAAUCUAAAGGAGGUGUACACUUUGGAUGGGUAUAAAAUGUUUCGCCGUGGUUCAGUCCAGACAAUUCUUCCCCCAAAUAAGAAGUCAAGAAUUGGCCGCCUUUCUGGUUCUUUUGAUCAUCAUAUUCAGGAUCUUGAAAAAGAUGCAUCAAUUAUGAAGGAAGAAACUCAACUCCGCAGAAAGAGGAAGAAGGAAAUAGAGGAAAAGCUUAAGGAUUUUCAAAGUAAUAUACACAUUGUAAAGAGAAGGCGUGCUGCUGCAGAUAGGGAUUUAAUGGGUAAGAAAGAUGAACGACAGGAAGUAAUGAAUUCACGAGAUGCUGAAGCAAAUCUAUCGUCUGCAGCAACUGUUGAUGAGCUUGUGGAAGAAAUUUCAAAAGAUGAAGAGGAGAUCCAGCAAAACAAAUUCUCACUUGAAAAGCUUGAAGUCAGAAUGGAUGAAGCUGAAGCUAAGGCGAAGGAACUUCAGAUAUCAUUUGAGACUUUAUGCGAGUCAGCAAAAGAAGAUAUUGCUGCCUUUCAGAAUGCAGAGAAGGAGCUAACAGAUAUUGAAGAAGACCUAAAAUCCAUGGAGAUGAAGAAGGACCACUAUGAAGAUGUAAUGCAGAAUAAGGUCCUUCAUGAUAUUAAAGAAGCAGAGUUGCGGUAUCAGGAGCUUCAAAAUAACCAUAAGGAGAGUUGCCGAAAGGCAUCUAUUAUCUGUCCUGAGAGUGAAAUUGAAGCUUUGGGUGGUAGGGAUGGGAGUAAUCCUGAGCAACUCAGUGCCCGAUUAAACAGACUGAAUCAGAGGCUUCAGCGUGAGAGCCAACAAUAUUCUGAAUCUAUUGAUGACCUCAGGAUGUUGUAUGAGGAAAAAGAGCAUAAGAUUUUGAGAAAACAGCAAACUUACAAGGCUUUUCGAGAAAAGUUAAACGCUUGCCAAAAGGCACUUGAGUUGCGUUGGAACAAGUUCAAAAGGAAUGAAACUCUUCUGAGGCGGCAAUUGACUUGGCAAUUUAAUAGCCACUUGGGAAAGAAAGGGAUCAGUGGACACAUUAAAAUUAGUUACGAGGAAAAGACACUUUCAGUAGAGGUAAAGAUGCCCCAAGAUGCAUCAAGCAGCACUGUUCGUGAUACCAGAGGGCUUUCGGGUGGAGAGCGUUCCUUCUCAACAUUAUGCUUUGCACUAGCACUUCAUGAAAUGACAGAAGCUCCAUUUCGAGCAAUGGAUGAGUUUGAUGUGUUUAUGGAUGCGGUUAGCCGGAAAAUCAGCUUGGAAACUUUAAUAGAUUUUGCACUUGCACAAGGCUCACAGUGGAUAUUUAUUACACCUCAUGAUAUCAGUAUGGUGAAGCAAGGGGAGAGAGUGAAGAAACAGCAGAUGGCAGCUCCUCGUUCUUGAUUGCUUCUUUUAACUUUAUUUAAACCCUGUGUAUAAACUAAAAUGUUAUGCUCUGGCCAACUUGCACACAUGGUUUGGUAUGGUGUUUCAAGUCAUAGAUGCAAGUUGGAAUCCUAACUUACGAAUUCUAAUCUCUUUGGGGUGGGUUAGUGGGACGUUCGGCCACUCAAGGUCGGUCCAACCGCUGUACCAUCUGAUCAUAACUGAUAAAGCUCUAAUGUUUUGAUAGAAUUUUAUUUGAUCAGCAGCUUAUAUUUGGCUGACAAUUGACUAAAAUUAUAAAAAAAAA